Messenger RNA from Nyctereutes procyonoides (raccoon dog), 2715 nucleotides. It is a transcript of the gene CFAP68, whose product is annotated as cilia and flagella associated protein 68. NCBI's taxonomy places the organism in Eukaryota, Metazoa, Chordata, Mammalia, Carnivora, Canidae. The coding region runs from base 247 to 792 and encodes 181 amino acids. The transcript has 5 exons. The record is from RefSeq and is a predicted model, not a curated record. Gene Ontology annotation, cellular component: nucleus.
GCCAGUUCGGGGGGAGGGCAGGGGGUAAAUAGCUAUGAGUGCAAAAGGGGACUCCGACCAUCCCGUCCCCUCCCUUCCUCGCACCCUCAGGAGGGUCAAGAUCAAUUCCUUUUAGCCCGAGCGCUGCCCUGAGGGACUUCGUCACACCUGCAUGAGAUCACAAGCAGGCACUAGCGCACAGGAAAUACCAGGUGCCUAUUAUGUGCCAGGCCUCCGUGCGGGCGGCGAAAUACAUGGGUGACCAAGAUGUGGCCUGUGAAUUCACUGAGCUUACAGUCUCAUGGAGACCGCACAGCGAAGGAGGCAGCCCUGAGACAGUCCCUCGCCUAUUUCCUUGCAAACCCACACUAUGGCAGCCUCAUUAAUGCAGAUGGACAUGCUGAAAUAUGGACAGAUUGGAAUGAUAUGUCCAAGUUUUUCCAAUAUGGAUGGAGAUGUACCACUAAUGAGAAUUCCUAUUCAAAUCAUACCCUGAUGGGAAACUGGAACCAGGAAAGAUAUGACCUAAGGAAUAUUGUGCAGCCCAAACCCUUGCCUUCCCAGUUUGGACACUAUUUUGAAACAACAUAUGACAUGAGCUAUAACAACAAAAGGCCACUUUCAACUCAUAGAUUUAAGAGAGAGCCUCACUGGUUUCCAGGACAUCAGCCUGAGCUGGAUCCUCCUCGAUACAAAUGCACAGAAAAGUCAACUUAUAUGGCUAGCUACUCAGAGCCUCCACUUGGGCAUUACUCUGCCUGUGUGUGGAAUCCUAGUAACUGCCAACAGGUCCAGGAUUCUAAGAAAGAAUAAGAAGCUUCAUUUUUCCAGAGUAAAUUGUAAGAGGGAACACAUUCUAAGCACAAGUAAGAAUUUAGCUGACUAUAAUACAGUUUCACUCUCUGAAUAAAGCACAGUAAAUAUUCCCUAACCCCUUUUUUGUUUGUUUUAAUCAAGAUUUAAAUGUCAAAUUUAAGUUAAUUAUGUCUGCUCUUAGUUCUCUGUUGCGAAGUUGUAGUAGGAGGGGAUUAAAAAGAAUUAUUUUAAAUCUGCAACUACUUUGCUCUUCCCUACCUUCCAUAUGGCAGUACUGCAAGAUCCAGCAUGACUUGGGUUAUGUUUGAUGAGGCGCUUCCUGGAUAUAAGCCGGGUGGUCACAAUCAGAUAUGGUAACUUUAUCAUGACCUUAAUGAAUAUCCCCUCUUAAGGACUACAAAAAGGGGAAAAAGACUUUUAAAAAUUAUUAUAAUGAAUCUAAAACAUAAAAAAUUAGAGUAGUAUAAUGAACUCCCAUAUACAUUACCCAGCUUCAAUAAUUUUUCAUUUUUUCAUUUUUCUAAAGAUUUUAUUUAUUCAUGAAAGACACAGAGAGAGGCAGAGACAUAGGCAGAGGGAGAAGCAGGUUCCCUGGGGAGAGCCUGAUGCGGGACUGGAUCCCAGGACCCUGGGAUCAUGACCUGAGCCAAAGGCAGACACUCAACCACUGAAUCAACCAGGUGCCCCAAUAAUUUAUUUUUUUAAAGAUUUUUUUUAUUUGGGGGAGAGAGAGAGAUUAUGAGUGAGAGCGAGAAAGAAUCUGAAGCGACUCCACAAUGAGCACAGAGCCCAAAAUGGGGCUCCAUCCUACAACCACAAGAUCAUGACCUGAGCUGAAACCAAGAGUUGGGCACUUAACCAACUGACACCCAGGCACCUAGCUUCAACAAUUUAUGACUGAUCUUAACUAUCCUUAUAUACUUUCUCUAUUUAUAAAAUUAAUUUUAGAGCAGAUCUCAGAAAUUAUAUCUUUUCAUCUCCAAAGAUUUCAGUAUAUAUCUCAAAAAGAUAAAAAUCAUCAAUUUUUUAUUCCCCCACAAAGACCAUCAAGGCAACCUUUCAUCAAACAAAGCUGAGGUAUUAAACCUGUAGCAGGGAAGCAUAUCAACUUGACACAGUCUUUGUGAGAAUUCAAAAGGGGGAUGUUCGGGGAGGGUAUCUUGAGAGAUUUGGGGUAAGGACUCUGUUGGUUUAAGACAAAUCUUUCAGGGCACCUGGGUGGCUGGGCAGUUGAGUGUCUGUCUUCCGCUCCAGGCGGAUCCCAGAGUGCUGGGAUCAAGUCCCACAUCAGGCUCCCCACAGGGAGACUGCUUGUCCUUCUGCCUGUGUCUCUGCCUCUCUCUCUGUCUCUCAUGAAUAAACAAAUAAAAUCUUAAAAAAAAAAAAAAGACGGGUCUUUCAAAGUGGGGAACUGGUAGGGAUUGAGACAGGAUCGUGAAUAGUUUGAGCUUAGUGAGCACAGGGAGGCAACAGUCUAAAUUUUAACACAUUUGAACUUAUCAAUAUUUUCCUUUUUUAUUUUGUCUCCUGUUUAUUAUGAUAAUAUAAUGGAUGAAAGAUGUCUCCCAUGUAUUUCCUCCCAAACGUUCAUUAUUUUAUAUUACAAACACAGAUAUGGAAUUUAUGUUGUAUAGGAUGUGAGAUAAUCGAGCUUCAUUUUUUUCCAUAUGACUAUCCAGUUUUCCCAUUAAUUAUUAAUAAUUAUUGAAAAGACCAUACUUUCUCCACUGCUCUUGAACACCAUUUUUAUUGUAAAUCAACUCUCUGUGUAUACUUGGGCCUUUUUCUGGGCCCUCUAUUACAUGCCAUUGGCCUAACUGUCAUUACAUAUGCUAUCUUAUCCACAAUGCCUUAAUUACUUUGCUAUUGUAAUUACGAUAAUUUUGUAAAUCUUAAUAUCAAAUAAAUGAGAUACUUUCA